Molecule: messenger RNA, 294 nt
Organism: Phytophthora sojae
Lineage: Eukaryota; Oomycota; Peronosporomycetes; Peronosporales; Peronosporaceae
Exons: 2
Coding region: 1-294 (97 amino acids)
Source: RefSeq, a predicted model, not a curated record
AUGGCGCCGUCGGUCGGGGAGGACGUGACGGCCGCCGUGGAGGUGCGCAGCUUCGGGGAGCUGCAGGCGCAGCUGCGCGCGCUGUCCUACAGCGAGCCCGUGGGCGUGGAGAGCGUGCCACUAGUGCGGCGUCUGCUGGGGGACCUGGUGGCCGCUUCUACCGCGCGGGAGAAGGCGGAGCACGCGCUGGAGAAGGCGCAGAGGGACGCGCUCGAGUUCUCGCAGAUUCUACUGCCGCUGCGCAAGGAGAACGCGCACCUCACGCGGGAGAACAACAGUGUACGAAGGAGGUAG